AUGCAUGAAGAAGAAGUCUGUGUGGUCUGUGGUGUUCCCGCUGGCCAUCGCUGUUCCAGUUGUCAACAGGUGACUUACUGUGGGCGGGACCAUCAGCGCAGCCACUGGAAAGAAGUUCAUCGUGCCGAGUGUCGCUGUUUCAAGGUUUCACGGAAUUCCCGUUUGGGUCGACACCUAACAGCGACACGACCAAUUCGUCGCGGGGAAACAAUUUUUCGCGAUGCACCGAUGCUGCUGGGGCCGAAAACGAACAGCAUUCCACUUUGUUUGGGCUGCAACCGAAACCUACACCCACAGUUUGCCGCACACAACGACCAGUCCAAUGGUAAAAAGACCCUGUACUACAGUUGUAGCGGUUGUGGCUGGCCUUUGUGCGGUCCAUCCUGCGAAACUUCUCCGCUACACAUCGAGGAGUGUCAGCUGUUUGGUUCCCGAAAAUACCGACCGCAUAUUGUGCCCCGGGAAAACGAACCGGAACGUAAGGAUCCCGCGUAUUGCGUAAUUAUGCCACUGUGGGCAAUUAUGCUAGCGAAGAAGGAUCCCCGCAAAUAUGGGAAGCUGCUUACUUUUGAGUCCCAUCUGGAAACACGAACUAGCACUCCACUUUACGCGGUGCUGAAAUCUAAUUUAGUGCCCUUCAUUCGUAACAUACUGGGCCUACAGGAAUUCGGAGAAGAUGAAAUACUGCAAAUGGCGGGUAUAAUGGAUACAAACUGCUAUGAAAUACGCGUUCGGGAGAAGGAUAUUAAAAUUCGUGGUAUUUUUGAACACGGUGCUUUGAUGAACCACGACUGUUGACCCAAUACCAGUCAUUUUUUCGAUGACAAACUGAAUAUGGUGCUGGUUUCGGCAGUGGACAUUGCAAAGGACGCUGUAAUCUGCACAUCCUACUGCCAACCGCUCUUACCAACCAUUCAACGUCGGUACAUUAUAAAAAUGGCAAAAUGUUUCGAAUGCCUGUGUGACCGUUGUCGGGAUCCUACUGAAUUAGGCACCUACCUUGGAUCGAUCAGUUGCCCCAAAUGCAAUAAAGCUAAGAUGAUUUCCAGUAACCCUUUGGAUGUCCGUUCCGAUUGGCGUUGUGAAAAAAGCAGCAAGCAGUGCUCCUACCGUGAAUCCGCUCAGCAUUACGGGCAGCGAAAUGAAACCAUUCGGGCGGAAAUUAUGGCUCUGCGCAAGGGUGGUGCUCGGGGGUUUGAGCAAUUUCUUGAUACGUGUCAGAAAACGAUGUUGCAUCCCUGGAACUCCAAUUUGCUGCAAGUUAAGUACGCCCUCUGCCAGCUGUAUGGAAAUUUACUGGAGGAACCAACAGCAUCACGAGAUUUAACCGAGAAGCAGAAGCACCAACAGGUUGCACUCUGUACAGACUUACUGGCGGUUGCCGAUAUUCUGGAGCCCGGUCAGAGCCAUUUCCGUGCCAAACUACUAUUAUAUCUUCGUACUGCACUGCAAGCAGCAAAUCCUAGGCCCGGAAUACCAACUGAAACAACAGCUGAACAAGCGCACACGAAUAGCAUCAAUUUUUCGCAUUACACCAUGAACGUUACAGAAUUAUCCGAUGUUGAAAGGGAAGAGAAUUUUUUAAUGAACGGCACCCGCAUGAAAUUAAAAACUAAUUAAAAAGUUGAUCAAAUAUUUCCUAUAUUACAGUGUCCGCCGGAUCGCAAUUUGGAAACCCAACUGGAACGGGUUCAAGGCGAAAUCGAUGAAAUGCUUCGGUCUGACCCUACGCUCGAAAGGCUACUGUUAUAAUGUCAGUUGCUGUCCCAGUAAAUGAAGCUUCCUUCUGAUAUCUGCAUCUACGGAUUGAAAUCAGGGAAAAUUAGUUCUGUUAAGAGAAUAGUUUAUUCGAAAACUUCUCUCUGAUCAACUGGACGAUCCGAAGCGAAUGAAUGGUCAAAACUUCUAACUAAUUCAGUUAAUUUGA
Messenger RNA from Wyeomyia smithii (pitcher-plant mosquito), 1927 nucleotides. It is a transcript of the gene SmydA-2, whose product is annotated as SET domain-containing protein SmydA-8. NCBI's taxonomy places the organism in Eukaryota, Metazoa, Arthropoda, Insecta, Diptera, Culicidae. The transcript has 7 exons. Gene Ontology annotation, molecular function: protein binding. The record is from RefSeq and is a predicted model, not a curated record.